Messenger RNA from Cordyceps fumosorosea ARSEF 2679, 420 nucleotides. Its product is annotated as Protein Transporter, Pam16. Lineage: Eukaryota; Fungi; Ascomycota; Sordariomycetes; Hypocreales; Cordycipitaceae. Gene Ontology annotation, biological process: protein import into mitochondrial matrix. The transcript has 2 exons. Bases 1 to 420 code for a protein of 139 amino acids. Gene Ontology annotation, cellular component: TIM23 mitochondrial import inner membrane translocase complex. The record is from RefSeq and is a predicted model, not a curated record.
AUGGCGCACCGCUUCGUCCUCACAGCCUUCGUCACCGGCUCCCGAAUCCUCGGCCGUUCCUUCGUCGCCGCCUACAAGCAGGCUCAGGCCGCUUCCAAGUACCAGCGCGCGCAGGCCAAGGCCGGCGGCUCCUCAGCAGGUGCUUCCCUCUCGGGUGGCAUGACCCUCGACGAGGCCUGCAAGGUGCUCAACGUCAAGCCCCCGGCCGGCGGCCACGCCAACGUCGAGGAGGUGCUCGAGCGAUACAAGCGGCUCUUCGACGCAAACGAUCCGCAGAAGGGUGGCAGCUUCUACCUCCAGAGCAAGAUAGUGCGCGCCAAGGAGCGCUUUGAGCGUGAGCUCGGCCCUAUGCGCGAGAAAAUUGAACAGGAAGCCGAGACGAAGGAGGGUUGGAAGCCCAAGGUUUACAAAGACCGGUAG